Molecule: messenger RNA, 3434 nt
Organism: Magallana angulata
Lineage: Eukaryota; Metazoa; Mollusca; Bivalvia; Ostreida; Ostreidae
Exons: 3
Coding region: 211-2430 (739 amino acids)
Molecular function (GO): protein binding
Source: RefSeq, a predicted model, not a curated record
GAUUGAAUGGAAAGAAAGAUCCAUAAAUUGCUUAAACUAUCAACAAGUUAUCUUUUGGCUACGGUUUAUCUGACGAAUUCUAUUAAGUACUUGGUCCAUUAAUUGACCUUUUCCUCAAUGUAUUGAAGCUUUUUGAGAUUGGAAAACGAUUUGUUAUGUAAACGGUACCCGUUUUGAGUUUUGUAGAAUGGCUACCUCGCCAACCUCUAGAUGAAUGUCGCCGAUGGUUUAAAAAUGUCGUCUGCUUAUAAGUCACGUGAUUUAAAUCCUCCCGGCAAAGUGCCAACGAUAGAACUUGGCUACCCUGCAGUCGUACUUUUUACCUUCAGUCCAAGUGAGAAAGAAUCUAGCGAGAUCCCUGUUUUAGAGGGAGACAUCGUGCAACUUCUAUACAGCAUUGGAGGAUGGGUGUUUAUUCAAACUUAUGAAGGAAAUGUAGGGUAUAUUCCCCUUGACUUUUGUGGGGAGUUGGAAAGUUCCAAAGAGGUCGGAUCUGUGUUCAAAAAAGAUUUUCAGAAGGAUUGCUACCCUGGACCCACUCAUCUAGGCCACGAAGAUGUGACUGAUUAUCGCUUUAGGUUAGAUCAAACUCGGGAAGCUUUCCCACCAAGAAAAAAUUCUGAAAGUUUAAAUGACAAAUUAAGUUGUAUACAUGAAAGUUUAAUAAAUCGUGACGACCGCGUAAACAGAGAGUCAAAACAUUGGAGUUUUUAUACAGAACACGGGUUCAAUACAACGGUCUUUGAAACAAGACAGCUAAACUCCUAUAGUUCUGACAAUGAGCUAUCCUGUUUGACGCAGUCGCUGUCGUGUGACAUAUGUAAUGCAUUUCUGUCUCGGUUGAUCUCCGGAGUUCACAGUUUGGCCAUAACUGAUAAAGAAAAAGCGGAUUUGAAAUCUCGAAAGCUACUUAAGCUAUUGCAAAGAGCGACACAAGAAGGUCUGAAUUUGAUUUCCAAUAUAAGAUAUUUAACUGGAUACGGACAGAAGUGUUGUGUUGGAUUUAAAGAGAAUGGAAUUAGCUCUGGUAAUGACCUGGACCACGAGCCCGUGCCAGAGUUUGGUGCGCAAUGCAUGCAAUGUGAAAUUUUAAGGGAAUAUUUUAAAUUGUCGGAAAAAUACUCCAUGACGGAUUUAUACGCUACGAUUCGGGAUCUGCAUAUCCACGCUUUAAGUGAUUCAGAUUCCGAUCCCGACUCUGGAACUCAUAUCAAGUCUGCAUCGUCAAAGAAUGACUCGUCUAAAACGUGGGCCUCAAAACACGAAGAACCAAAAUCAAGAAACGCUGAACUAUUCUUAGCUUCGAAAUCUCCCAAUGAAAUAAAGAGAAGCGUUUCGUUUCAACUGGAAGAUAGGACUAUGAUUAAGUCGGAGAUCAUAAGAAACAAUUCUUUUUCGGGGGAAAUUCAUUUUGCAAAGUCGAGUGAAGAGAAAACCGACGGAACGCAGAACAGAGAGUCUUUGCAUUCGGGAUAUUCUCAAAAGACUGUAGACUCGGGCAUAGCGGAUGUUCACGAUGACCUUGAUUCGAGUUUUCACUUGGAGCACAGGUCGGAGUCUGUGGAAGAUAAGGACGAGAAUUGCAAUGACAGAAAGGACACAGCCUCGCCUUUGAUCCAGUUAGACUCUAGUAAGACCCCUGACACGUUUGAAGGUUCCGGGGUGUAUGGGUUUCAGGCAUUGCUUCACUCGAAAUCGUCCCUCUCACCGCGCAUUUCCUCCACUAAACCUAGUGCCCAAAGAACGCCACGAAAUGAGGCUACUGUGAAAAGACAAGAUGCAUUUAAGCAAAAAACAACCCCCUUUCUCGGGAAACCUUCCCCGAGGGAGAGUUUUCCUGCUCCUAUUGUCGAACACAAAGCUUCCUUUCAACCAUCUGUGUCCAAAAUGUCGUUCUCACAACGAACAUUUGACAAAUCAAAAACUCUUUCUGAAAUGGAGCUUUCAGUGUCGGGCGCUGGGCCGCCCUUAAUUAAACUAGACGAGGCUGUCACAAAAACGGAGGGGGAUCAAGUGAAGCUUCCUGUCAUGCGCGGUAGUGGGGAGGAGGCUGGGGCUGCUGACAAACGGAAAAUAUUAGCUAGACGUUUCCAGUCCAUGAAAAGCCCUCCGGAUCUGCGCCAGUCAGCAGAUUUCACACGGAGGGACGAUAAAGACAUCAGGAAAUCGUUGCAUGAUCUCUCCCAAGUCAAAAGAACAUCUAGUGUAAAACCAGCUCCCAUGCGCGCGCAGCAUUCGAUACCAAUUCAAACUUCACAAAAAGACGGUACCACCGCAAAAACAGUGCUAGUGAAAAAGUUCAACAAACAAAUGUGGCGACCCCCCGUUGGGAGCCCCGAGGGUUCCGAUCAAAGACCCUUCUCUCCAUUUGGAGGAACUCUGCCACCGUCAAAAAUAAAUAAAAAGAAAGUCCACGAAGUGUUUGUUUGAGGAGAAUGGCGGCAUCUUGUGAAAUAUUUUAACCCUUAAGGCCACGGAAUUUUCAGAUUUGGGUCAAAGUCAUCAUUGAUGUGUUGAACAAUAAACCAAUGACUGAACAAAUGAUUUUCAUUUGGCAGGGACUUCAUAAUGACAUUUAUACAUAGUAUGAGGAUAUCGUUCUACAUGGACUUUACUAAGCCAUAUUUCUUUGUAGUGCCAAUGCAACUCGUGUGUGAUACAUUUACUCCGUCCACUCAUUCAUGCAGUGAGAUGUCCAUCUUAAUUAUAAUAUAUUUUUUAAAAUACUGAUAUAACUGGUUAUGCAUAUGUAUUUGUAUUUCAUAGCUGGUUUUUAGUGUAGAACGAACUGUUCGUCGAAACAUUCUACCAUAUAUGGUUACCAAUGAUCAGUGAUGUUCAGCAAACAACUGUUAUUGUGAUUGCAUUUGUUGGUGAUGUUAUUGCAUCGCAAAUAGCAAAAAUGAUACUACAUAGCUAGCUUUAGACGGUAAACAAAAAACUGGAAUAUAGGUAAAAAAAAAGAAAGAAAAGAAAAGAAAAGUUUAUAAGACAUGAUGUAAUGGAAUUCAGUUUUACCGAAUCAGCCGUUGGUCUGGUCGGUUUUAAAAUUUGCUGAUUUACCGCUUGUGACAGGUUUUGAGAUCUGACCGAUUUACCGGUCGCGUGACUGGUAUUGAUAUCGUAUCGAUAUAUCGGUCGUGGGACCGGUGUAGGAUCGUAUCGAUAUACCAGUCGUGUGACCGGUGUAGGAUAGUAUUAAUGAAUCGGUCUUGGGACUUGUUUAAGAUCGUAUCGGCUAAUCGGUCGUGAGACCUGAUUAAGAUCGUACCGAUUAACCGAUUGUUUGUUACUCUGUGAUAACGAAUGGAUUUUUACAUUGUGAUAUUGUUGGCUAUUUAUUAUACUUUAUCCUCUUGGAGGAGAUGGUUAUUGUACAUACGGUUUUAAUUUAUGUUAACAUAUUUAUUGCAUUAAAUUGUUAGUUAUUCUAA